UGCGCGUUUAUAUGCGCGCACAGCACUCCGACGCAGCCGAGCGUUCCUCCUAGUGCGGUGCGACCGGCUUUGUGUGUUCCUAGCCCGAUUUCUGUGUAAGUGCCGUUCGUUUUUAAGCAGAGCCAACUUUUUACCCGGAUUACGUUCGCCAAAGCGAUUUUAUCACACACGUUUCUCACGUUUUGGACCGUCUGCAUCGCGCGAAUUGGAUAAUUUUACUACUCGCUAAUUGUUUUACACAAGACUGAAAAGAAGAGUAUAAGCAUGGGCGCAAAGCAGUCAAAGCGGUCGGUGGAUAUUACGACGACGCCGAAGAAGGGCGAGGCUGAGUCGCCGGUCGAGGGCGAGGGCAAGGUGGAGAAGAUUGCCGAUUUGGACGCCAAGCUGGAAGCCAAGGUCACCACCAACGGGUCUGUCAAUCAUGCGGAAAUCGAAUACGCUGACAAAGAGGAGACCGACAAGGAGGCCGACGGCGACGACAAGGAGAAGGAGAAAGGCGACGCGAUGAAGGUCAACGGUGACGCGUCCGACAACGAGGGCAAGCAGCCCGAAACGCCGGAAGCCGAGCGCGUGACGAACGAAACUUCCGAGCUGAACGAGAAGAACAUCGAGAAGAGCACCGAGAAGUCCGAGGAGGCGAUCGAGGAGAAGACGGACGAGAAAAUCGAGGAGUCGCUCGAGAAGGAAAAGAAAAAGAAGGAGAAGAAGAAGAAGUGGUCCUUCCGCUCCAUCUCGUUCUCGAAAAAGGAUAAGUCCAAGCCGAACAAGGACGGCGACAAGAACGGACACGUCAAGGAGGAGGAGGAGAAUGCUGCAUCACCCACUGCUGAAAGCCCGAAAGCUGAGGAUAAGCCUGUCGAUGUGAAGGAAGAGGCGAAAAUCGAGGAGAAGCCUGCUGAGGAAGCCGCCACUGCUGUGACAAAUGGCGAGGCAGUUCCCGAGGAGGUCACAAAGACCGAAGCGCCUGCACCUGUCGCUGCCGAGGCGCCUAAAGAAGAACCCCAACCAACUCCUGUCGUUGAGGAAACCCCCACUGUAGUAGCGGAUCCCCCUGCUGCUCCCAGCAACAACGAGGUAUCCGAACCUGUUAAGCCCGUGGUCGAGGAACCGACCAAAGAGGUGCGUAGUGAGGAAGUCCCUCCGCCUUUGCCGUCCUCGAACCCUCCAAACCCUAUUACGGUAUUCGCCGAGUCCACAAAAGCCGACGCCGUCCCCGUUCCUGAAGCGGCGGAGAUUGCUCCCGAACCAGUCAAAGAGCCAGAACAGCCUAAAGUACCCGAACCAGAAGCAGUGAAAGAACCAGAAGCACCUAAAGAACCCGAACCACAGCCGGAGGUUGUGCCUGAGCCGGUUGUGGAGGCGGUCAAAGAACCGGAAGUAGUUCCUGAAACAGUUCCUGAACCUCCUAAACAAGAAGAAACUCCAAAGGAGCCGGAAGCACCGGCGCCCGAACCCACACCCGAGCCAGUAAAGGAACCCGAAUGUCCAGCGCCGGAGACGCCCAAAGAACCCGAACAACCGGCGGCAACGCCACCUACCGAAGUUCCUGCUCCCGCAGCGCCUGAAACUAAAGAAUCGCUUCCAGAGCCGCCCGCGGACGAACCCACGUCGCUUCCUGAUCCCAUCUCCGAACCAGUUGCUAAUGCCGAUUCCAUUCCCGACAUUUCCACCGAGUCAUUGCCCUCGCUGCCGGAACCCGUUUCCGAGACGUUGCCCGAAACCAUGUCACUGCCACCUCUUGAAUCUGUACCGGUGCCACUCGCGGAAGCGCUUCCCGAACCGCCGUCCGAGCUUCCGCAAGACUCUGCGCCGAAAUCUCCCGAAAAAGAACCCGCCAUGACCAACGGCAAAACAAACGGACAUAUUUCGCCCGUCGAGGAGUACGUCAACGGCGACGCCACGACGCAGCCUGCGGUUGACGAACCUCUGAAACAGGUCAAGAAACCAGCCGAUGUGAUCUCGGAAGAGCAGCAACAGACUGAGGAGAGGAUAGAAGCCGCCGCCGAAGUAAAGAAGGCGGAGACACCAGUGGAGGCGACACCAGUGGCGGCCGAGGAAUAAGCGGACGAUCGAGCGAAUUCUACAAAGAUCAAUUAAAACGUUUUUAUAACUGCUUACAUUGCGGAAGAAAAUCAACAUUCAUUUCGAAUACACAACAUGUGGUCGUCGUAAACGUGCAAACAAAAGAACAAAAAAGAAUGAAAAGACAACAAACAGUGGCAGUGCAAACUAGCGUCAAGCUGCAGCCGCACUUGGGGCCCGACCAAAUCAUAGAUAUUCGCCAAUUAUCUACGGACACGCGAAGCGAUCUACUUGUCAUCAUGCGCACAAAAUAAUCGACACUGCGAUGGUCCACGCGAGAACAACAACCCGAUAGUUUUUAUCUAGGAUUUUACAAGAAACGCAAAAAUACUCGUCUUUUACUAAAAUAAGGCAUUUUAUAUGCAUUAUACUGUAUGUCUUUUUAAUAAUACUAAUUAUUAAUAUUACUAAUUAAAACUAUACACAUUAGAAAUGAGAAAUCGUCAUCGUAACAAUAUACACGACAACCAACAACCUAAGGAAUAACGAAUUGCUCGCGCGUCCACCCGUUGGAUAUUUGCAACGGUGGCCGCGAGUUUUGGAUACAUUUUCGAACUUUUGUACGAUGAAACUUAAACAAAUGAAAACAAACUAAAAACUAUUGAACGAAACGCAGUUUUGAUGAAGCGGAAAUUUUGUAAAAAUGUAAUAUUACUGAUAUAAUGAUAACGACAAGUAUGCAUAUUGUUUCAAUUCUGUAUUGUCGAUCGUACGCGCUUUGCGUCUUUUAUGGUUUGCGCAGUCUGCACAAGUGUAAUCAAACUGAUAAUGAUCUUAAUUAUACACGAACACGCUUUUUUACUUGGAUCGUUUGUCUCGGAUUUUAUAUAUUUUUGUAUUAAGUUUAGAAAUUUCACAUCAUCGUGGUGCGCUAGAGAAUGAUAAUAAAGGGAAAAUUGGACGAACAAAAAAAAAUGAUACACGAAAAAUUCCGAUACGGGAGCAAGCGACAGGUGGACGGAGACUCGACGAAUCUAAAAUAUAUAAAUAGUAGAUUAGUUCUUACAUAUCUAUCUAUCUGUAGUUUGUAUAUCUAAAAGUGUAUUAUAAAAGUUAUAAUCGUUUCUUGAACACUUGAAAAGUGCAUUUUAUUGGUUGUACUUUUAAAAUACGUUUUACAUAAUAUUAUAAUAAAGAGUAUAUGAAGAACACAGAAAGAAAGCUGCGAGUUGGAAGCGAGGGAUGUGAGAUGUAAGCGUACGUCAGUAAUUUUAUCCAUUUGUCAUAAUCUAAUCAGCGAUAAGUCAUGUCAAAGAAUUUUUAACUUAACAAACACAUACACACACGCGCCGACCAGCCAGCAAACAAACCGAUGAAUAGCAUUCUAUGCCGAAUGGUGAUGAAAAGGAAAAAUGUAUACGUUCGUUCGUUUUUUUGACUGUAAUUUUAAAUUCUAGUAUAAUUUUGAUAAUAACGGCAGUGCAGCUUGAAUGCUUCCGGCGGCGGCGGCGCGACUGGUCGGGCGGGCGCCGCUGGAUCUCAUUCCAAAGCCUUUUUACACUAAACACUAAUAAUGAUAAUGUAUAGUUGGCAAAUUCUAUAUUAAACACGUUCUCUGCAUGUACAUUAUAAUUGAAACAACGAAUGUUAGACGAUGGUAUAUUAGAAUGGCUUUAGCGGGGUAGUUCGAGAAUGGGGAAGGAACGCGAAUGAGUUUUUGAACAUGUUAGUCUAGUUGUAUGUAAGAAACAAGCAAGCAAACAAAUUGAUGCAGCAAGAUCAAGUUGAGGGACAUCUCUGCCAAUGGAAUUUAGUUUUGAAUUUAAUCGAUUUGUAGGACGAUACGGUGAAUUAUCUCGAAACUAUGUUCUGCUGUUGACAACUGCUACACACACAGCUCUUUGAUAUUUCGCAAUUGAACCGAUUGAAACAUGCUAAAUUGAGAGAAGAUGAAAGCAAGCAAAAUGCAUAUUCGAAAGAUUGCACUCGCCAAAUCACUUAGAGUAUCGACUUAUCAAAACGGCUGUGUAUAGAACGAUUUAAAUACUACUAAUAUGUACGUGUGAAUGUGUUUAUAUAAAUAUACAUGAUAUAUAAAGAUA
Dalotia coriaria is the source of this 4124-nucleotide messenger RNA. RefSeq names its product cell surface glycoprotein 1-like. The coding region runs from base 265 to 2061 and encodes 598 amino acids. The record is from RefSeq and is a predicted model, not a curated record. Lineage: Eukaryota; Metazoa; Arthropoda; Insecta; Coleoptera; Staphylinidae. The transcript is spliced from 6 exons.